This is a messenger RNA of Pectinophora gossypiella (pink bollworm), 4106 nucleotides long. RefSeq lists its product as uncharacterized. NCBI's taxonomy places the organism in Eukaryota, Metazoa, Arthropoda, Insecta, Lepidoptera, Gelechiidae. Bases 126 to 1469 code for a protein of 447 amino acids. The record is from RefSeq and is a predicted model, not a curated record. The transcript has 10 exons.
CACAACGGCUAACGCAGCUGUGUGCAUAUCGCACAAUAUGUUUCCUUUUCAAAGAUUUCUUUAAUAAUUCGUCGUGUUAUAAAUUUUUGUGACCGUGGUACUUGAUAGGUAAUGUGUGUAUCAAAAUGUCGGAGGAAGAAAGUGUUGAUAUUGAGCAAGAACUGGACAAUCUCUUAACCAAAGUCCAGCCAAAUCUGCAGGACGUUAUCAAACGGAGUUUUACUAAUGUGGCACUGCAACAAACAAAAAAUGGUGAACAGAAAAAACCAGACACUCUGGAGGAUACAUCUUAUUUUGCUAAAAACACACAGGUGAACUUAUCCAGACUAGAGUUGGUGAAGUCUCCAAUGUUCCACAUGCAGGCGGUAUCCCUGGACCUCAAGUCCAUGGGGCUAGUGCUGCGCUGCUCCCUGGGAGAGGUCAAUGUUAAGGGCAUCUACAGCGCAUUCAAUGAGAACCUCUAUAACCUCAUACCUGUCAUGUCUGAAGGACAUUUUAUAGUAUCCUUGUCGAACAUGACAGCGGAUGUAAAUGUGGGGCUGUUUCUGGAUGAGGACGCCUUCUCCUUCGCCAACCCUGGCAUACAAUUCACUCAUGACGAGGUACUUGUUAAGCUAUCGUGGCCAUCUCCUCAAAGAAACGGAGGAUACGAGUUUACCACCACCGAGCAGCUCGCUAAACACAUAGAUGAUCUCCCGUUAACGGCAGCUAUAUCUUUGCCGCUGUACGCGCUUCUGCGGCAGAAGUUACAGCGACACCUUGCGCAGGCGCUGCGGCAAGCCACCAGCGUGUCAGACCUCAUGUGCUGCAACCCCAGCCUGCUGGAAGCGUUCAGUGAUAUGGUGACGAAACUAGCACAGAACGGCAACAAAGUGAUUGACAUGGUGCUGAUCAACAUGAGGCGGACACUGCUGCAGACCUGCCGGGAGGUGCUCCAACUGCCGCCCAUACACGCCACCUUCUUGCACAAAAUAGGGUCGGUAUCGUUUAUCGGCAGGUUGGAAACGGACACGGGGUGGGUCAAGAACCUGGCUACCAUCAACCGCAUCAACGACGUGAGCGUCACCAGGCCUGACCCCAUGAAGACUUGCUUCCACGUCACGCUCAGGAUAAAGGACUUGCAGAUCGGGUAUGACGAGUAUCGCAUAAAGGCGAUGGGCGCGUCGUGCUCUGGGCGGCUGGCGGCCGCGUUCACGUCCAACGCGCUUCACAUGGCCAUAACCGUGGGGCUGGCGCGGUGGGAGCCCUAUGCGCAGCUCGACGACCUCCGACUGCAGCAUUGCGAUGCGAUGGACCUGCACGUGACGGGGCUGGGCCCGCUGAGCGGGCUGGCGGGGCAGGUGCGGGCGUGGGCGCGCGGCGCGGCCGCGGCGCACGCGGCGCCCGCGCUGCACGCGCAGCUGCAGCACGAGCUGCACGCCGCGCUGGCCGACCUGCCGCUCUGGAACAUGCUGCACGCCAACACGUGACACCCGCUACCAUCUACGACCACUAAAAUGUAUCCACAUAAAUUACAUUAAGCCUUAUGAUCACAGGAAUUCCGGGAGAAACAAGGAAACGAUGUUGUCAGCACGGUGUCCGUUUUAAUAACGAGAGAAUAUAUCCACAUAAAUACACCAGGCUCGGGCGCCUUCGGAAUAUAAGGUAGCGACAUCUAUUGUAGAGUAGGUUCUAGAUAUGUCGGUACCCCUUCGAAUUACCAUACUAACUAGCGCCAUCUAUCACAGAGUGGCAGGUUACCAUCAGGAAGGUUCCCUCCAUUCAAUGACAGGUGGCGCUGCUCGUAGUUCCGCUACUCGCGGUUAGGUGGCGCUACAUGUCACAGCCGGAAAAAAUGGAGAAAUCAAAUAAUUAUAUAUUAUCUAUAAUUAUGCUGUCUUGUGACACCUUGGUACCCCAAAUUAACACUCGUAUAUUCUAAGAUGUUAACUCAGCUGAGGCGACCUGAAAGUCGGUAUUCUUAGACGGCGCGUUAACUCGAGUUUACUUUAAGGCAUGACGUCAUUAAUUUCAUGUUAUUUUGUUGGCAGUAUGAUAUGAUCGACUCCAGUACGUAUAAAGUCCUCAAGUCCAGGACGUAAACGUCAACUUGAAAUACGAGUCGAGUAGCGGAAGAGUCAACUGAACAUCUUUAGAAUACGGGUCAAUAUUUAGUUUCAAACAUAAAAUUUAUACCUUUGAUCGAGUGGCGUUUCUCUGACUGCCAAAUAGAGGUUGCCAAGUCUAAAUAAUAGAAUAAUUCGUGUAGCUAUCUAUUUUGAUAAUGGCCCCGAUUCCUGCAAACACCUCCUAAUGUUAAGUUAUACCCGUCAUUUUCUUAUCCUCCGAAACGGAAAGGGACGGAUGAUUGACAACUGUUAAUUUUAAAAUGAAUGAAUGAAUAGCAUCUCGCUCAUUUUGACGUGUGCUGUCAACUUUUUCUCCCGGGAUAUUGUCUUUGGAAGGGUUAAUUAAAUUUCUGCCUAAAAUUGACGUGUUUUCCAUAAAUAUUAUGCCAGUCAAUCGAAACUGCCGUCCCUUUCCUUUUCGGCGGAUGAGAAAAUUACAGGUAUAACUUAAAAUAAACUUGGAUGGUUUGUACUGGAAUCAGCACCAUUGGUUAUUUGUUUAAUUAAAGCUUGCUUGCAGUUGGAUUAUUUAGGAGUAACGUUUCUUAAGAUUGUUACGUAACAGCGGUGUAUUACCAGGCGUAAUGUACCAUUCGCAGUGAGCUUAAUUCGUUACGGCGAGUGAUAAAAUCUCUGUUGAUGCUAGCUGCGAGCGCUUUAUUUCCCCGUACUGACUGCAUGAACGCUGGCGGUCUAACAAAUUACAUAGCACCAGUCAGUACCCACCCUUAAACAAAUUAUAUUAUUUAUUUGACCUCGAAGAGAGCAUAAAUUAUUUAAAAAACGAAAUAUUUAUAUAAUCAAAUCAGCUUACGUUGCGUUGUGCUGUCACUUUUUGGUUAUAUUUUAAUUUGUAAUGCCAAAUUAAUUUUAGUAAGCGCUCUGUUCUAUUAUUGAAUAUUUUUAUAUGUAGACUGGCCAUUAUUGACAGUUGUCGCAAAUGGACAUCAGCGCCCUUUUGUCAAUGUCACCCACGCGCCAAAUCCCCUUGUCGACAGUCCGCGCACAAGUUGUUGUCACCGCCUGAGGUUUGUGAACGCUGCUUGAACAGUAAUGUGACCAGGAAUUGUUCCCAGGAAUGUUCCCACUUUGGGAAAUUAAUAUAAAAAGCUUUAUUGAAGAUCAGAGUACAAGAAACAACAAUUCGAAAAAAGCAGCCAGUGUCCUUACUAUUAAAGAGUCUUUACAACGGGACGGGACGUUGUCUUUGAUUACUUGUGGCUCUGCCCACCCCAUUAGGGAUUACGGGCGUGAGUUUAUGUAUGUUUAUGUGUACAACGGGAACAUUCCCACUUUGGCAAAUUCCCGGGAGCUCACUGUUUGUGAGAGGUGAGACGUGGGGAGGGAUGCGAUAUAGUAACAUAUUAAACAACAAUGGAUGCGAUUUUACCGAUCGGCGGGCAUGUCACCCUGACUUAGGGUGGUAUUAAUAAAUUAAUCUCAGCUUCGAGCCUGGUCUCAAGACCAUGUCAAUGUGAUAGUUUUUAUAUAAAAGCGGGGACUUAAGCAUGGUUUUGUGGGCAAUCUCAGCUGAGAUUAGUCCAUCAAUCAAUGUUUGUCUACUUCUCCCGCCCUACCGCUCACAUACCUUAGGUGACAAUAAUUUGCACGCGGAUUAUGGAAAAUACUACAAGUUGGUACGGCUAAUCCCUAAAUAACCUAACCACGUAAACCAAGCUAUCGUAAAAAAUCAUAAGUUAUUUCUUUUUUUUUUGUAAUUUAUCUAUCGUCUGCCUUGAAACAUUAUCGUCAAUACCGUACAUAUAUUUUUUGUUAUAAUGAUCGUACAUAUCAAGCAAUAACUAGGAUAUUAUUUCAUUGAUAUUUUUUCAUAGGUUUUGAUAUAUUUUUUGCAUUGUAUGUAAGUAUAACGCAUUUUUAGGCCUACGUCGUUUUAUUAUUAUGAUGUUCCCGCGGAAAUAGGAAUAAUAUGACGACACAGCGUGUAAGUGUAAAAUAUAUUUCGUGUAAAAAUAAUUAGUUGAAGCUAUACUUUGU